Solanum verrucosum is the source of this 1696-nucleotide messenger RNA. RefSeq names its product dihydropyrimidine dehydrogenase (NADP(+)), chloroplastic. Bases 300 to 1580 code for a protein of 426 amino acids. NCBI's taxonomy places the organism in Eukaryota, Viridiplantae, Streptophyta, Magnoliopsida, Solanales, Solanaceae. Gene Ontology annotation, molecular function: uracil binding; dihydropyrimidine dehydrogenase (NADP+) activity; iron-sulfur cluster binding. The transcript is spliced from 7 exons. Gene Ontology annotation, cellular component: cytoplasm. Gene Ontology annotation, biological process: thymine catabolic process; uracil catabolic process. The record is from RefSeq and is a predicted model, not a curated record.
CAAUAUCCACAAAUAAUGAACCUUCAGCUUCCACAGAUCAUCUCCAUGAUCAAUUUUCAAUAUUCAUAAAACUGAAAAAAGUCACUUGUGAAUCUUGAUCUAUAAUUUUUUUUUAUAAAAACGAUUUUUUUUCUCUUGAUAUCUUCUCCUAAACUACAACCAGAUAACUCCAAUCAACAGCUAUUUAAAUACAAUUUCUUAUUCUCCCAACUCAGAUUCCUAGAUAUUCAUUUUCAUCUUUUUCUCUGUUCCCAGUUUCAACUGAGUCAAAAACCAACUUCUUUAAUUUUCUCCCAGCUAUGGCGUCUCUUGGAUUGGCUCAAAGAAUCAGAAUUGGACUUGAUGGGAACUCGGGUGUUGAAUUCCCGAUGAUGGGUCGGUUGAAUUUCGGUAAAAAACGAGUUGGGUUCAGAGUUAUGGCCUCAGAGGGCCAGUCUGUGGAGCCCGAUCUAAGUGUAACUGUUAACGGGUUGAAAAUGCCUAACCCAUUUGUUAUUGGGUCGGGUCCACCAGGGACCAACUAUACAGUGAUGAAGAGAGCCUUUGAUGAAGGCUGGGGUGGUGUUAUCGCCAAAACGGUGUCUUUGGAAGCAGAUAAAGUUAAAAAUGUGACCCCAAGAUAUGCUAAACUAAGAGCAGAUGCAAAUGGUUCUGCCAAAGGACAAAUUAUUGGGUGGCAGAAUAUUGAACUCAUUAGUGAUCGACCUCUGGAAACAAUGCUGAAAGAGUUCAAGCAAUUGAAAGAAGAGUAUCCAGAUAGGAUACUUAUUGCUUCUAUCAUGGAAGAAUACAACAAAGCUGCUUGGGAGGAACUUAUUUACAGAUGUGAGGAAACUGGAAUUGAUGCCUUUGAAAUCAACUUCUCGUGUCCCCAUGGUAUGCCAGAACGUAGAAUGGGUGCUGCUGUUGGUCAAGAUUGUGAUCUCUUGGAGGAGGUUUGCGGAUGGAUCAAUGCUGUAGCCACAGUUCCAGUUUGGGCAAAGAUGACCCCUAAUAUCACCGACAUUACCAAGCCGGCUAGGGUGGCUCUUAACCAAGGGUGCGAGGGGGUAUCUGCUAUAAAUACAAUCAUGAGUGUAAUGGGAAUCAAUCUUGACACCUUGAGGCCCGAGCCUUGUGUUGAGGGCUACUCUACUCCUGGAGGCUACUCAUCAAAGGCAGUGCACCCAAUUGCCCUAGCAAAAGUAAUGGACAUUGCACGGAUGAUGAAGUCAGAAUUUGGAGAUAAGGACUAUUCACUCUCUGCUAUUGGGGGAGUCGAGACAGGUGGUGAUGCUGCUGAGUUUAUUCUUCUCGGAGCAGAUACUGUACAGGUUUGUACUGGUGUCAUGAUGCAUGGAUAUGGACUUGUGAAAACGUUGUGCUCUGAGCUGAAAGAUUUCAUGAGAAAGCACAAUUUUUCAUCAAUAGAAGAUUUCAGAGGAACGUCACUUGAGUACUUCACGACUCACACGGAUUUGGUGAGAAGGCAGCAAGAAGCAAUACGUCAAAGGAAAGCGGUUAAGAAAGGUUUACAAUCAGACAAAGACUGGACAGGAGAUGGUUUCGUGCAAGAAACUGAAAGCAUGGUUUCCAACUAGACUUGUAAACCUCUAAAUGCACUUCUCAUCUCAUAUUGUAGAUCAUGAAUAAAUCAAUCUCUUUCAUAUAUCUGACUGGAUUGGUGUAUAGUGACUUUGACCUCUUUCUUGUGCUU